CUGCGGUUACUCCGACUAAACCUCGCUUUCGACUGUAAGCAACCCUUUGUGUGGUACGAGCCCUACGCUGAAGCCCACCUGGCCCUCCGCUCAUCCACUGAGACGAACCCCAUGAACGAGAGAAUCAUAAUCAACCAAAGUGGAUAACCUCAACCUGUUAGGGGUCACGGAUGCACUUACACUGUAACCGGUUUCUUGGUCACUAAAGUUCCUGAGGUGAUUUGCAUGAUUAUCUGUGUGUAUAUCUGUGUGUAAAUAUGCUUCUAUGGACAGAGCUCUCCUGUCCGAGACACACAUCUGAAGCACACAGCCUUAAAACAGCAGGACGUGUGAUCACCAGAAUGUUUAGCAGAACGCUUCUCAUUACUGUUCUUCUUCAUCUCUUGGGUGCAGGCCAUGGACAAGCUGGGACGUGUGAACUGCUUGAAUGUUUGGACUGUUCUCAAUCUCUAGCGUGUCCACUGUGCCAGCCCACGCCACAUAACUGCAACACUGGUGUCCCGCAAAACUGCACGAUAAAAGAUUUUAAUGUGACCGUAUACACCUUUCCCACCAAAGUUAGAAAGGGUACAGACGUGACUGUUAACUGCACUCACAAAGUUCCUCACGCCUCCAUCAGCUGGAUGAGAGACCAAAAAUUACAGGAAAAUGAAAAUGAAAAAAUCUUUCAAAUCGAAAACAUUAUAAAAGCCUCAGUCAUCACCUGUGAGGUUAAAAGUAUUUGUGGGGACUACAACAAAACUAUAACAAUUGAAGUAGAAGCUAGUAAUGAUAUGGUGGUUUUACUGAUUUGUGUCGGAGCAGCAGCUGCUAUCCUCAUGCUGUUUGCAAUAAUCAUGAAGAUUGCGCUCAAGAGAGGACAAGCCCAGAGCCAGGCCAGGAAGAGACAAAGAGAGCAGAAGCUGGAGAACAUCCACAGCACUGUGAACACCAUCACCAGCUACUACUGAGAGAGAGCGCUCCCUCCGCUGAGACUUUCACUUACACACUCAAAAAUAUCUCGAUCUCUAUGCGUUUUUGAAUUGCGUAUAAAAUUUCCAUCCAUUUGGAUCACACAAUUUUAACGUAAACUAAUAAUUGAGCUUUUAACAUGAACUCUAUUUAUAUUCAUAACUGAUAUUGUAUAUAAAUAAUGUAUAACAUAUUUUUUCUUAAAUAUAUACAUGCAUGCAAGUUUAUUCAUAUAUACAUAAUAAAUAUAUGUACAUUA
Puntigrus tetrazona (Sumatra barb) is the source of this 1210-nucleotide messenger RNA. RefSeq lists its product as uncharacterized. The coding region runs from base 258 to 950 and encodes 230 amino acids. The transcript has 9 exons. NCBI's taxonomy places the organism in Eukaryota, Metazoa, Chordata, Actinopteri, Cypriniformes, Cyprinidae. The record is from RefSeq and is a predicted model, not a curated record.